This is a messenger RNA of Cladophialophora immunda, 2857 nucleotides long. RefSeq lists its product as uncharacterized. The coding region runs from base 126 to 2720 and encodes 864 amino acids. Gene Ontology annotation, biological process: proton transmembrane transport; vacuolar acidification. Gene Ontology annotation, cellular component: fungal-type vacuole membrane; vacuolar proton-transporting V-type ATPase, V0 domain; vacuolar proton-transporting V-type ATPase complex. The record is from RefSeq and is a predicted model, not a curated record. Gene Ontology annotation, molecular function: proton-transporting ATPase activity, rotational mechanism; ATPase binding. NCBI's taxonomy places the organism in Eukaryota, Fungi, Ascomycota, Eurotiomycetes, Chaetothyriales, Herpotrichiellaceae. The transcript is spliced from 2 exons.
CUUUUAUCUUCCAAAGCUAUCAACGUGCUACAGCGAGCAUCCGACGCUCUCUGGUGCGUUUCUUCUUUCGAAUCCUCCUACAUCGCGGCCUGGGCGGCCUGAUUCUCUCUCAAAACCCGCCCAGCAUGGCCCAUAAAGACACCCUCUUCCGCUCGGCGAGCAUGUCCUUGACCCAGCUCUACAUCUCCAACGAAAUCGGUCGCGAAGUCGUCUCUGCCCUGGGUGAAGUUGGCGUUGUCCAAUUCCGCGAUUUGAACGCUGAGACGACUGCCUUCCAACGCACCUUUACCAAAGAGAUCCGCCGACUAGACAAUGUCGAACGCCAGUUCCGUUAUUUCAAGGCGCAGAUGGACAAAUCUCAGAUCGAGAUGAAGAGCCAUUGGGACUUCGACGAGAAUAUGCUUGCAGUCCCGCAGGCCAGUGAGAUUGAUGCCCUUGUGGAACGUGCAGAGAGCCUGGAACAACGUAUCAGCAGCUUGAAUGAAAGCUAUGAAACACUCAAGAAGAGGGAGGUCGAGUUGACCGAAUGGCGAUGGGUUCUUAAGGAGGCCGGAGGUUUCUUUGACAGAGCCCAUGGACAAACAGAAGAUAUCCGCGCAAGUCUUGAUGAAGAUGACGCGCCUUUGCUUCGGAAUACAGAGGCUGAGGAAGGCAGAGCUAACGGCGAUGCCACUCAACAACAGCAGCAGAGCUUUGCUGUCAUGAACAUUGGCUUUGUCUCUGGAGUCAUCCCCCGUGAGCGACUCCCUGCAUUUGAACGUAUCCUGUGGAGAACCCUCCGUGGCAAUCUGUACAUGAAUCAGUCUGAAAUUCCAGAGCCCAUCAUCAACCCGGAGAACAACGAGGAGAUACAGAAGAACGUCUUUGUGAUCUUCGCUCACGGCAAGGAAAUCAUUGCGAAGAUCAGAAAGAUUUCAGAAUCUCUGGGGGCAGACCUCUACAACGUCGAUGAGAACAGUGAUGUCCGCAGGGACCAGAUUCACGAAGUCAACACCCGCCUCAGUGACCUUGCCAGUGUCCUCCGGAACACCAAAAACACCCUUGAUGCGGAACUGAGUGCCAUUGCCCGCUCUCUCGCUGCUUGGAUGAUUGUCAUCAAGAAAGAGAAGGCCGUCUACAAUGCCUUGAACAUGUGCUCUUACGAUCAAGCUAGAAAGACCUUGAUUGCGGAAGCUUGGUGCCCCACCAAUACUCUGCCGCAGAUUCGACGCACCCUACAAGACGUCAACGAUCAGGCUGGAUUGUCGGUGCCAACCAUUGUGAAUCAGAUCAAGACCAACAGGACUCCACCUACUUACAACAAGACUAAUAAGUUUACUGAAGGCUUUCAAACCAUCAUUAAUGCCUAUGGAACUGCCAAAUACCAGGAAGUCAAUCCUGGCCUUUACACCAUCGUUACGUUCCCGUUCCUGUUCGCUGUCAUGUUCGGUGACUUUGGACACGGAUGCUUGAUGGCCAUGGCCGCCGCGGCAAUGAUCUAUUGGGAAAAGCCAUUAGCUCGAUCCAAGCAGGAUGAACUGUUCGCGAUGGCAUUCUAUGGUCGCUACAUCAUGUUGAUGAUGGGGAUCUUCUCCAUGUAUACCGGUCUCAUCUAUAACGAUGUCUUUUCAAAAGGCUUUACUCCUUUCGCCUCCGCCUGGGAAUUCCCUGAAGAGGGCCGUCCAGAAGUUACCGCUCAUCUCAAGGGUAGUUAUCGGUAUCCAUUCGGUUUGGAUUGGGCAUGGCACGGCUCCGAGAAUGACUUGCUCUUCAGCAACAGUCUGAAAAUGAAGCUGUCAAUCCUCAUGGGUUGGGCCCACAUGACCUACGCUCUAUGCUUCUCAUAUGUCAACGCCCGACACUUCAAAUCUUGGGUCGAUAUCUGGGGUAAUUUUGUGCCGGGGAUGGUAUUCUUCCAAGCUAUCUUCGGAUACCUCUCUUUCUGCAUCAUUUACAAAUGGUCCAUCGACUGGCCGGCUGAAGGUCGGAACCCACCAUCCCUGCUCAACAUGUUGAUUCAGAUGUUCCUGUCGCCCGGGAACGUAGAAGAAAGCGAACAGCUUUACUCAGGUCAAGCAGGCGUGCAAGUAUUCCUGCUUUUGAUUGCUGUCAUCAAUGUGCCUAUUCUUCUGCUUUUCAAGCCUCUAUGCCUGCGCUGGCAACACCAGAAGACGGCUGCUCAAGGAUACCGCGGCAUCGGCGACACCAGUCGCGUCACGCAUGCAACAGAUCUAGAUGAUGACGAUGAGGAGAAUGCCAACGCCAACGAACGGCGUAUGAAUGGCCGGCCGAGUGAGGAUGAUGACGAAGGUGCAAUGAUCACCGAAAAUAUCGGAGAGGAGGAAGAAGAAGAAUUCGAGUUCUCAGAAGUCAUGAUCCAUCAGACUAUUCAUACGAUCGAGUUCUGUCUAAACUGCGUCUCCCAUACCGCUUCGUAUCUUCGACUCUGGGCCCUCUCUCUUGCUCAUCAACAACUCUCGGUUGUGCUGUGGAAUAUGACACUGGGAAAUGCUUUCGGGGUCUCUUCUGGCCCGGCACAGGUCAUCAUGGUCGUUGUCACCUUUUACUUCUGGUUUGUGUUAACUAUUGCUGUCUUGUGUGUUAUGGAAGGGACGAGUGCUAUGUUGCACAGUCUCAGGUUGCACUGGGUAGAAGCGAUGAGUAAACACUUCAUUGGGGAGGGUGUGACAUUUGAACCUUUCAGUUUCAAGUUGAUGUUAGAAGAAGAACCAGUGGACUAAGCGAGGAGAUACAUAGAGGAACCUUAUGAAGGAUAUUGAAAGCAAGUAUAGGGUGCAGAUCACAUCGAACAAUAAUCCAUUCUUCCAUCCACACUUCCAAUGAUCCGGAUGGUUCUCCUUUACCCCAGAGUUCCAGC